AUGGUCAAGUUCAUGUCCUUAUUCGUCGCAACCGCGAUAGUCCUUGCCGCCUCAGCCUCAGCCCAGACCAGUGCUCCUCCUCUCAAGUUCUCGGCGCUCGAUUUCCCUAACGAUGACCAGCCCUCUGACGGCGGCGACUGGGAUGGUGGUGACGGCCAGCCUGAGUGGCCUGGUGGCGACGAUGGCAAUGGAGAUGGAGGAGAACAGCCUGAAUGGCCUGGUGAAGACGAUGGUGAAGAUGAAGGAGGAGUGCAACCUGGGUGGCCUGGUGACAACGGUGGAAACGGAGGGCAGCCGAAUUGGCCUGGUCAACCUGGUGGUGAUGACGGUAGUGGUGGCGAUGGAGGAGGGUGGCCUGGUCAGCCCGGUGGUGGCGAUGAUGGUGAUGACGGCGGUCAACCUGACUGGCCGGGUCAGCCUGGGGAUGGCGAUGAAGGUGGCGAUGGUGGUGGCGAUGCUGGUGAUGAUGACGGUCUACCGGACUGGCCUGAUCAACCAGGAGAUGGCGAUGAAGGUGGCGACGGUGGCGACGAUGGUGGCGAUGGUGGCGACGAUGGUGGCGAUGGUGGCGAUGGUGGUGAUGAUGGUGGUGAUGAUGACGGUCUACCAGACUGGCCUGGUCAACCUGGAGAUGGCGAUGAAGGUGGAGAUGACGGCGGUGAUGACGGUGGUCAGCCAGACCAACCUGGAGAUGGCGAUGAAGGUGGAGAUGAUGGCGGUGAUGACGGUGGUAAGCCAGACCAACCUGGCGGUGGCGAUGGUGGUGAUGAUGACGGUCUACCGGACUGGCCUGAUCAACCAGGAGAUGGCGACGAUGGUGGCGAUGGUGGCGACGAUGGUGGUGAUGAUGGCAGUCAGCCAGAUCAACCUGGAGAUGGCGAUGAAGGUGGCGAUGGUGGCGAUGGUGGCGACGAUGGUGGUGAUGGUGGCGGUCAACCAGAUCAACCCGGUGGCGGCGACGGUGGAGAUGGUGGCGAUGGCAGCGGUGACCAGCAAUCGAUCCUGCAAACCCACAAUGACUACCGCGCUCGCCAUGGUGCUUCUCCUCUUACCUGGGACAAUACCCUUGCGCAGUUUGGAAGCAACUGGCUCCAGCAGCGGUGUCAGAUGCAACACAGCGGCGGCAAGUACGGAGAGAACUUGGCGGCCGGCUACAAGGACUUCAAGACCGGUAUUGACGCUUGGUACAACGAAGCCAGCAAGUACAACUAUGGCAGCGGAGGUUUUUCGAGCGCCACUGGCCAUUUCACGCAGGUCGUCUGGAAGGGGACGAAAAGAGUUGGGUGUGCGAAGAGGUUCUGCCCUGGAUCCAAUUGGACGGUUUAUAUCUGCAACUAUGAUCCUCCUGGUAAUGUGCAGGGCCAGUACCAGGAGAACGUGUCGCCUCCCUCCGGCGGUCGUGGUCGCAAAUAA
Molecule: messenger RNA, 1413 nt
Organism: Linnemannia hyalina
Lineage: Eukaryota; Fungi; Mortierellomycota; Mortierellomycetes; Mortierellales; Mortierellaceae
Source: the annotation of a GenBank genome assembly